Molecule: messenger RNA, 3341 nt
Organism: Perca fluviatilis (European perch)
Lineage: Eukaryota; Metazoa; Chordata; Actinopteri; Perciformes; Percidae
Product: E3 ubiquitin-protein ligase TRIM21-like
Exons: 4
Coding region: 1-1677 (558 amino acids)
Molecular function (GO): protein binding; zinc ion binding
Source: RefSeq, a predicted model, not a curated record
AUGUUUUUCUUUUCUUUCACACUGUGUGUAGAUAUGGCUGCUGCAAACUAUCUGCCAUCUGAAGAUCAGUUUCUGUGCUCCAUCUGUCUGGAAGUGUUCACUGAUCCUGUCUCUACAUCAUGUGGACACAACUUCUGCAAAAACUGCAUCACUGAACACUGGAAUACUAAUGACCAGUACCUGUGUCCGAUGUGUAACAAGGAUUUCAACACAAAACCUGAACUGCACGUCAACACUUUCAUCUCAGAGGUGGUCUCUCAGUUCAGACAGUCAGCUCAACAGAAAGCCAGCAGCAGCAGCUCAGAGCAACAAGUGUCCAAACCAGGAGAAGUUCCCUGUGACGUCUGCACUGGAACCAAAUUGAAGGCCCUGAAGUCCUGCCUGGUGUGUCUGGCCUCCUACUGUGAGACUCACCUGGAGCCUCAUCUGACCAUGUCAGGUCUGAAAAGACAUCAGCUGAUCGACCCUGUGGAGAACCUGGAAAGCAGGAUGUGCAGGAAGCACGAUAAACCUCUGGAGCUGUUCUGUAAGACCGACCAGACAUGUGUCUGCAUGCUCUGCACUGUUUUAGAUCACAAGACACAUGAUGUUGUUCCUCUGAAAGAAGGUUAUGAAGAAAAGAAGGCAGAGCUGGGGAAGACAGAGGCUGAAAUUCAGCAGAUGAUCCAGAAGAAACGACUGAAGAUUCAGGAGAUCAAACACUCAGUCGACCUCAGUGAGGAAGAUGCAGGCAGAGAGAUAGCAGAAGGUGUUCGUGUCUUCACUUCUCUGAAGGAGUCUGUUGAGAGAGGCCUGAAUGAGCUCAUCAACACGAUCAAAGAGAAGCAGAAAACAACAGAAAAACAGGCCGAAGCUUUCAUCAAAGAGCUGGAACAGGAAAUCUCUGAGCUGAUGAAGAGAAGCACUGAGGUGGAGCAGCUCUCACGCUCUGAAGACCACCUCCAUCUUCUCCAGAGUGUCCAGUCCCUAAACAUCAACCACCCUACACCCACCAAGGACUGGACAGAGGUCAGCAUCCGUCCAUCAUAUGAGGGGACUGUGGUGAAAGCUGUGGCUCAGCUGGAGGAGACGCUUAGUAAAGAGAUGAAGAAGCUGCUUGAAGCUGAGCUGAAGAGGGUGCAGCAGUAUGCAGUGGAUGUGACUCUUGAUCCUGAUACAGCAUUUCCCUAUCUCAUCCUGUCUGAUGAUGGGAAACAAGUGAAUGAUAGUGAUGUAUGGAAGAAUCUCCCAGACAACCCAGAGAGAUUUUCUGAUUUUGUUUGUGUUUUAGGAAAGCAGAAUUUCUCUUCAGGCAGAUUUUACUUUGAGGUUCAAGUUAAAGAAAACACUGAAUGGGAUUUAGGAGUGGCCAGAGAGUCAGUCAACAGGAAGGGAGAAAUCACACUGCGCCCUGAGAAUGGUUACUGGACUAUAGUGUUGAGAAAUGGAAAUGAGUACGAAGCUCUUGCUAACCCUUCAGUCCUUCUCUCUCUGAAGUCUCAGCCUCAGAAGGUGGGGGUGUUUGUGGAUUAUGAGGAGGGUCUGGUCUCCUUUUAUGACGUAGAUACUGCAGCUCUUAUCUACUCCUUUACUGGCUGCUCCUUCACUGAGAAACUCUUCCCAUACUUUGGUCCCUGUAGUAAUGACGAUGGUGAAAACUCUGCUCCUCUGAUCAUCUCUCCUGUCAGAGUAAACUAAUCACUUAACAUUGAUUUAUUUAUUUUCAUUCAGGGAAACAGAUGUUAAUAAUUAGUUUAGAUCUUAUUUUCCAUCUUUUUAAAGUAGUGAAUGAUUUACACUUCAUUGUUAAGAUUUUUUUUAAUUACAUGUAUUCCAUUACAUAGUAAACAAAUUCAUUUAAUGCGCAUCUCUUCAACACUGCAUCAGAAUAUCUAUUUUUAAAAAACCUCUGUUAAAUCCACAGACAUUAAUUUUAACUUCCAGAAGAAAUCAGUUUCAAAAGACAUCUUCAUUUAAGAGUAAGUCUGCAUUCACAAAAAAAUCCAGUGGGCCUGCGGCAAAGAUUUUGAGACAGACUCAACUUUUGGAGAAACCCAACCCUGUGUCAUGCUGCGGGGGCCAAACAUGUAACUGGAGAUCAGACUUGUCAGAGUGUUUUAAGGCGGUGUGAGAGUCCCGUACAGGAAACAGGAAACAUCACUGCCUGUAUUUCUGCCACAAGAAGGUUUUAAAAGACCAAGCACUGAACUGCCCAGGAGUUUGGGGAACAGCUGACUGUUUCCUCAGUCCCUCCGUCAGUCCCUCCGAAUGUUUCCUGCCCUCCGUCAGUCCCUCCGAAUUUUUCCUGCAACAACAAAGCACUCGCUAUAUCUCACUCAUCUCUUUUCUUUCUCUCUUUAUCCAGGAAGUAAAGCUGUCUUCAAGUUCAGUCGGAAAUGUUGAGAUCCAUAAACCAUCUAAUAGGAAACAUCAUUUACUGAGCAUUGUAGGAGGAGCCUGAGGCCUAAGAUGUUCAUUGCAGUGUGUGUGCAAUGUGAAAGUUGAACAACACACCUGUGUAAAUCAGAGGGAGGAAAAAAACAACAGAGCUGCAGUAAGAGGAGGAGCAACACUGGAAAGAGGAGAGCUUCAACAACAAGUCUCUGUUUCUCUCUGAAAGAAAACUGAAACUGACUUCAUCAGGUCUUUCUCAACAACACAGCAGAGUCUCUGCCAAACACUGAUAUGGCUGCUGCAAACUAUCUGCCAUCUGAAGAUCAGUUUCUGUGCUCCAUCUGUCUGGAUGUGUUCACUGAUCCUGUAGCCAUACCAUGUGGUCACAACUUCUGCAAAAACUGCAUCACUGAACACUGGAAUACUAAUGACCAGUACCUGUGUCCGAUGUGUAACAAGGUUUUCAACACAAAACCUGAGCUGCACGUCAACACUUUCAUCUCUGAGAUGGUUGCUCAGUUCAGACAGUCAGCUCAACAGAAAGCCAGCAGCAGCAGCUCAGAGCAACAAGUGUCCAAACCAGGAGAAGUUCCCUGUGACGUCUGCACUGGAACCAAACUGAAGGCCCUGAAGUCCUGCCUGGUGUGCCUGGCUUCCUACUGUGAGACUCACCUGGAGCCUCAUCUGACCAUGUCAGGCCUGAAAAGACAUCAGCUGAUCGACCCUGUGGAGAACCUGGAAGGCAGGAUGUGUACGAAGCACGAUAAACCUCUGGAGCUGUUCUGUAAGACCGACCAGACAUGUGUCUGCAUGCUCUGCACUGUUUUAGACCACAAGAUGCAUCAUGUUGUUCCUCUGAAAGAAGACUAUGAAGGAAAGAAGGCCGAGCUGGGGAAGACAGAGGCUGAAAUUCAGCAGAUGAUCCAGAAGAGUUGACUGAAGAUUCAGGAGAUCUGAAGACCACCUCC